AAAAGACGUGGCCACGUUUGCCCACAGCAUGGAUAACAGCAGCGGUCCUUUUGUUCUCCCCACCUUAUUGCUCCUGCUGCAGAACAAGAGCUACCCCGAAACCUCCAUCCCUCCUGCCGGCUACGAGGUGGCGGGGUCACCCCUGGGACCCAGCUCAAGCAGGAACCACACUGGCUCGCACUAUGAGCUGAGGCCGGGGGAAAUGGCAGCAGCCAGCACGGUUUGGGGAGCGUUGUGGCUGGUUUCCGUCUUUGGAAACUCCCUCGUUUGCUUAGUGAUCCACAGGAGCAGGAGGAUGCAAUCCACCACCAACUAUUUUGUGGUCUCCAUGGCUUGUGCAGACCUCCUCGCCAGUGUCGCAAGCGCGCCCUUCGUGCUGCUCCAGUUGACCUUCGGCAGGUGGACGCUGGGGAACGUGAUGUGCAAGCUGGUAAGGUACAUACAGUACCUCACCCCUGGCGUCCAGAUAUACGUGCUCCUCUCUGUAUGCGUGGAUCGAUUCUACACUAUCGUCUACCCCCUGAGCUUCAAGGUGUCGCGGGAGAAAGCCAAGAAAAUGAUUCUGGCCUCUUGGCUAUUUGACGCUGUACUUGCAUCACCGGCUUUCUUUUUCUAUGGCUCCAACAGCGACGACCACUGCAACUUUUUUCUCCCCGAUUCUCGGGAAGGAGCCGCCUACGGAAUCAUCCACCUCUUGGUGGUGGUUCUGCUCCCAUCCGUCCUCAUUAUGCUCUUCUACCAGAAGGUCGUCGAGCACAUUUGGAGAACAGGCACCGAUGGCAGGACCGUCAGGAGGACAGUGAAUAUCGUCCCAAGAACAAAAGUGAAAACCAUCAAGAUGUUCUUAAUGUUAAACUCGGUGUUUCUCCUGUCCUGGCUCCCUUUUCACGUGGUGCAGCUCUGGCACCCGCAGGAAACAGACUACAGAAAGAGCUCCCUGCUUUUCCUGGCCAUCACCUGGAUCUCUUUCAGUUCUGCAGCCUCUAAGCCAACCCUCUACUCCGUCUAUAACGCAAACUUCAGAAGAGGGGUGAAAGAAACUUUCUGCAUGUCCGCCAUGAAAGGCUACAGGAGCAACGCGUACACCAUCACCACCAGUUCCAGGAUAGCCAAAAGAAAUCACGUUGGCAUCGCAGAAAUCACAGCUCCGGCCAAAACGGUCACCAAAGAGUCCAUCUAUGAGGCUUUUAACAGAGAAGCAAAGGAAAAAAGGCUUGCCUGGCCUACUCAGUCCAAUCCCCCAAAUACGUUUGUCUAG
Aptenodytes forsteri (emperor penguin) is the source of this 1258-nucleotide messenger RNA. RefSeq names its product G protein-coupled receptor 19 (gene GPR19). Gene Ontology annotation, cellular component: plasma membrane. The record is from RefSeq and is a predicted model, not a curated record. Bases 29 to 1258 code for a protein of 409 amino acids. Gene Ontology annotation, molecular function: G protein-coupled receptor activity. The transcript has a single exon. NCBI's taxonomy places the organism in Eukaryota, Metazoa, Chordata, Aves, Sphenisciformes, Spheniscidae. Gene Ontology annotation, biological process: G protein-coupled receptor signaling pathway.